Messenger RNA from Sclerotinia sclerotiorum 1980 UF-70, 2877 nucleotides. RefSeq lists its product as hypothetical. The coding region runs from base 1 to 2877 and encodes 958 amino acids. Gene Ontology annotation, cellular component: microtubule; cytoplasm; membrane. The transcript has 6 exons. NCBI's taxonomy places the organism in Eukaryota, Fungi, Ascomycota, Leotiomycetes, Helotiales, Sclerotiniaceae. The record is from RefSeq and is a predicted model, not a curated record. Gene Ontology annotation, molecular function: GTP binding; GTPase activity; microtubule binding.
AUGGCUUUCCGAAUUUCUAGACAGCAAGUCGAAGAAAUCACUUCAACACACGGUCAACUGUCAAGUCCUAAUCGCACCAGACUUCUGACCAGCCCUACCAACGCCACACUUUCGAAGACCCCCCAUACUAUCAAACAAGAGACCUCCCAUAGACCAGCACCUCGGACCUCUAAAGGCGUCAAGGAAUAUCGUCCCUCCUCAAAUCCUCACUAUCGGAUCGACACUGAUCAGGACCUUCGAGCUCCCUAUCACAACGAUACUCACCGUCCAUCCCAUUACGCCUACCAAGAACCUGAUACCCGUGACACAACUCCAAGUACUGACGGCAUGUCGGGUUUUCAUCGAAUUGGCCUGGAUUCAAAAGUCCUGAUUGAUGCUCUCAGUCAGUUGGGAAAUUACGAUGUCGCACACAUCGUCGAUCUCCCAAGGAUUGCUUUAAUUGGAGAUCAAAGUGUCGGUAAAUCAUCGCUUAUCAGCCUAUUAUCCGGGUGGUCCAUACCCAAGAAUAGUGGGUGCUGCACAAGAUGCCCUGCCAAUAUUAUAACCAAAGCAGCCGAGACUUGGUCUUGCACCAUCUCCCUUCGUCAAAAGUAUGGAUAUCGCAAAACAAAGACUGAAAUCAAGGAUCGGGAUUUUACCAAGAAUAAUCUUUUCCCAUCCUGGUUUGAGCAGGAACUGGUGGUUAAGGAAUUCAUCAAAAUCACCGACAAGGAAAAGCUAGAAGAUGCGAUGAUAUGGGCACAGAUUGCUCUGCUCAAUCAUAACCAGGACUACGAACAGUUCAUCCCAGAAAAUGGCAGCCGUUUUGUGAGCAAGAACACUAAUACUGAGGCUGAUGCCACACCGAAUGUUGUAAAAGUCGAGAUAUCCGGCCCAGGACUACCCACCUUAUCGUUUUUCGACCUUCCUGGUAUUAUUGCUAAUACUCCCACGAAUGAUCAAAGAUAUCUGAUCAAGUUUUUUGAAAACAUCGCCAAAAAAUACAUCCGAGCUCCCAAUACUUUGAUCAUCUUCGUCAUGACCAUGUCUGUGGAAGCAGUUUUAUCGAAAGCAAAAGCCCUAAUUGAGGAAGAACGUGCUACUAAUCGUUGUAUGGGCGUCCUAACAAAACCCGAUACACUUGUGGAGAAGGACGGUACUAAGGAUUGGGAGAAGAUCUUGGAUGGUGAAGAGCAUCGUUUAGGCCAUGGAUGGCGUGUAACUAAACAGCCUGGACCGAACUUUCAAGCGACUGAGAAGGACUUCCAUCUCCAAGCAUGUGAGGAAGAGAAAGAGUUUUUUAACAACAACAAGUUGUGGCAAGGCCCAUGGUCUAAGUACAAAGAUAGAUGUGGAAUUCCCAAAAUUCAAAAAUCACUUUCUCGCUUUCUUGCCGAAUCAAUCCGAAAAAGCCUGCCUGAUAUAAAGAUGAAGGUUCAUAAGCGUAAGGCUACCAUCACUCAAGAGCUCCAGGGCCUGCCCGAGGUACCCAAUGAAAAUGUGCAACUUCAUGUAACUCGUCUUCUGCGUAACUUCAGUCAGAAUGUGGAAAGGAUGAUGAAUAGCGAACAAAAUUUAUCCGAUACAACUUUCCAUGGAUCUUGGACCAAACUUUCUCGCCAAUUUCACGAGUUGAUAUUACACAACAAGCCAAAGAUCACCCUCGCGGAUAAAUCGGAUAGAUUGAUGGUUGAAGUUAUCGAUCUUGAGAACGAAGAUGGUGAAAGUAAGCAAGAGCCUGUACCUGAAAUUUGUAAAAAACGCGGAUACAAUCAGAUGGUCAACGAAGACGGAUCGAAUUCAGGCGACCAAACACCAAGUACUCCUUUUGGGGUCAAAUCGGAGACUCCCAUCCCUCAUACUUCACGACAGAUUGCCAAUUACCAAAACCAUACUUACAUGGGCCUCCCUGAUAUGGUCAACACACCAGUCUACAAACAUUUCUGUCAAAAGGCUGUUCGUGAUUGGAAGCCUCCCGUCCAACAACUGCUUCAUGGAGUUAUUGGUCUGUUACGAUCUGAGAUUGAAAAGAGUGCGGAUAGAAUCUUGGGUCCAUUCAGACAGACGGAUCUUUACAAGCAAUCCAUCAUCAUCCUUCGAGGAUGGAUUGAGGAGCUUUCCAAGGCACAGCGAGAUGCACUCGAUGAACUGUACGAGCUCGAAACGUACAGUCCUUUCACCACGAACCAGGAAGAGAUCCAGAAGACGAAACAAAGUGAGAAGUUGGGUCUUCAAAAAGUUCGUCACAAAAUUCGUGCUACUCGUUUUAUCGAUAAAGAGAUAUAUAUCAAAUCCAUAAAAUUAAAGGCGAAGGAAACCGACGGAGAAAAGGCCUGUCUCGCGGAGAAGAGGAAGCACGUAGAAACGGUCAAGCCUGAACAAUUGGGGAAGGACAACUUCCAAAAUGAAAUUGAUGUCGCAGCCUACCUCCGAGCAUACUAUAUUGUGGCCGGUAAAAGAUUCAUUGAUAGUACUUGUAUCAGUAUUAACAACCGUUUAUUUCGCCAUGUCAAAGACAACAUCACAGAUCUUCUCGAAACCAGACUAGGUGUUAACCACCCCCAAAAUGGUCUUAACAAAUGUGUAGAACUUAUGGAAGAAAAUUCCGAAAUUGGUGCAAAACGUCAAAAGCUCCAAAACGAAUUGAAGGAACUCGAAGCCUUUGAAGUCAGGUUUGGGCAGCUUAUCAAAGACAGAAUCGGAGAUGAUGAGGAGUCUAGUACCACACCUGCGGUUGAGGAGGAAAAUAAUCGAUCGGAGAGUGAGGGUCUCGAGCAUUCAGGAUACCGUCAUCAAAGCCCGGUCUCAGAUUUGUUACAACGUCGCCGCGGCAUGCACAAGCAUGACGAUGACAAGCGCGAGGCUGAGAAUGUCGAUUUAGCAGAUUCUGAGGCUUGA